AUGCCACUUAAAAUAUUAAUUCUAGCUGCUGGCUACGGCACACGCCUCCAACGCGACAUACUCGCUGAUCCCACGCAACAAUUCAAAAAUCGACUCAACACACCAAAACCACUUCUUCCUCUAGGCCCAAAUAACGACGCUCUUCUCACAUAUUGGCUAAACAUUUUUCGUGAAGCAAAAAUAGAAAUUGCAACCGCAGUCUUCAUUGUAACCAAUGCACUAUACUAUCCGCAAUUUGUGUCUUGGGCGCAAGAACAAGGAGUCCCGACGCAGAAUAUUGUCAGUGAUGGAACCGAAACUAAUGAAACACGUGUUGGGGCUGUAGGUGAUGUUGCCUUUGCCGUUAAACAUUUUGGGUGGUUCAAGGACACGUGGUCAAAGGAAAACGUAGAUUUGUGUAUUAUUGCCGGAGAUACUCUUUUUCAAAAGGGGUUUCCUUUUGAGAAGUUGUGGCGCGUUUAUGAGAAAAAGUGUAAGAAGGAGUAUGAUGCGAGUUUGGUUACCACUCAUCACGUGUCUGACGAAGAAGUUAGUAAAUUUGGAAUAUUAUCACUUGAAGAAGAGAUGGAAGAACCCGAGAAAACAAUUUCGCGUAACGCGUGUCCAUGCUUUUACUUUUUUCGAAGAGAAAUGGUCGGUCUGUUACGUGUAUUCCUACAAGAAUCUGAGCAACGCGGAGAUCCGCUAGAUAAACGUGAUGCAAUUGGUAAAGUGUUAGCGUGGGGCAUCAAUGGCGGAUUAGAAACAUUUUAUGCGGUGCGCGUGGAGGGGAGGAUUGAUGUUGGUGAUUUGCAGGGGUAUAUUGAAGCGAGAAAGUAUUUUGAAAAUAUUUGA
Messenger RNA from Ambispora gerdemannii, 834 nucleotides. The record is from the annotation of a GenBank genome assembly. NCBI's taxonomy places the organism in Eukaryota, Fungi, Glomeromycota, Glomeromycetes, Archaeosporales, Ambisporaceae.